Messenger RNA from Gastrolobium bilobum, 525 nucleotides. RefSeq lists its product as uncharacterized. NCBI's taxonomy places the organism in Eukaryota, Viridiplantae, Streptophyta, Magnoliopsida, Fabales, Fabaceae. The record is from RefSeq and is a predicted model, not a curated record. The transcript has 2 exons. The coding region runs from base 1 to 525 and encodes 174 amino acids.
AUGUCUUCAUUCAAUCCUUUAGCAACUAUUUUGAGCCAAAAACCUAUGGAUGCGCAGCCUGCUGAAGAUGCGCCUGAGGCAACAAAGGCCCAAUUUCAGCAGGAGAAGGAGAAAUGGGAGAAGGCAAAUGUGGCAGUUCCCUGUUACAUUUUAGCCAGUCUUGCCAAUCACCUUCAGGAGCAGGUAAGCAUAGUUGAGAGUGGAGCAGCUAUGCUCCAGACUCUUUAUGACGUGUUUGCUAUGUCUAGCAGCUCUGCUAGGCAGAUUGCGUUGAAUGCUGUCACUAAGACAGUAAUGUCUGGAGGAAGUGUGCAGGAUCAUUGUUUGUCAAUGAUUGCAAACUUCAAGAAGGUUGAGGAUCAUGGGGUUAGGUUUGAACAAGAAGUAAAAGUUGACCUUCUCUUACAAUCACUCCCUGAUUACUUCAAUCACUUCAAGAUGAACUAUAAUAUGAACAAGUUGAAUCUUGAUCUCACUCAGCUGAUGCACGAGCUUGAGAGUGCUGAGCAGUCUCUGGUCAAGUAG